Molecule: messenger RNA, 525 nt
Organism: Yamadazyma jaroonii
Lineage: Eukaryota; Fungi; Ascomycota; Pichiomycetes; Serinales; Debaryomycetaceae
Source: the annotation of a GenBank genome assembly
AUGUCAGAAAUAGGAGCUUCACAUAAAGAACAAAUCUUAGAAGCCGCCAGAAGAAAUAACACGGAAUUAUUGUUACAAAUCAAAUCAGAAUUAAGUAAUGAUGAUGUCAAAUUAUCGGAAUUAAUCAAUACCACCAAAGAAAUCAUAACUAAUAACUCACCUUUACAUUUAGCAUGUCAAUUAGGAAAUUGGGAAUUCAUCGAUAUCGUGUUAGAUAUUGAAGGAGUUGAAAUCGAUCCAAAAAAUAGAGCCGGAGAAACUCCAUUACAUUUGGCUGUGAAGUACACCAACGAAGAACCAGAACAUGGAUACUUUAUGAUAGAUAAUUUGAUUGAUGCUGGAUCAGACCCCAGAAUUCUUGAUGAUUCUAAGUUGAAACCUAUCAAUUAUAUUAAAGAUAAUGCCAAAUUAAAGGAAUUAUUAGAAAGUGCCGAAUAUGCCAUUUCAUUGGAACAUCAAAUCGAUAUUGAAGAACAAGAGGAUGAAGAAGAUGAUGGACCUUCCGAUUCAGAUUCAGAUAACUAG